UUCUUAUCAGAAUAGCCACUCGGGGCUUUGAGGAAUCGUCUUUUCGUUCUUUCAGGAUGUCGCCAUCUGUGGAAGCCCCCCAACAGUUCAAGCAGCCUUCCCGUAAGGGCAAGAAGGCCUGGCGCAAAAAUGUCGAUGUCACGGAGGUGCAGGAGGGCCUCCGAGUUCUGAAAGAUGAAGAAAUCAAAGGUGGUCUGUUAUCAGAGAAGCCUUCCGAAGAACUGUUCACCAUUGAUACCACUGGUUCUGCCGAAAUCCGCGCCUACGUUAAGAAAAACCACAAGCCUCUGAAGGCGGACGAGAUUCUAGCGGCAAGGUCCGCGAUUCCGGGCGUUGAUACAAGGAAGCGCUUGAACUCCAAAGUUACUGAUGGAGUGAUUGAGCCGAAGUCCAAGAGACAGAAGAGUGACUGGGUUAGCCGCAAGGAAUGGCUUCGUUUGAAGCAGGUUGCGAAAGAGGCAAACCCUAUUAUGAAAACGGCGGGCAAUGAAUUGUAUGACCCAUGGGCAAACGACGAGGAGUCGGCGCCCAUGGAGGAUCCGCGGUUCGACUUUUUGGAGAAACCGAAACCGUUUGUUGCCCCAGUUACAUUGAAGGAAGCACCAGUCUCGCUCGCGGCCAACGGAAAGCCGAUACCUUCCGUCAAGAAACCGACCGCUGGGACGAGUUAUAACCCCUCGUUCGAAGAUUGGGACCGUCUUCUCAACGAAGAGGGCAAAAAAGAACUCGAAGCCGAAAAGCAGCGUCUUGAAGAGGAGCGCAAGGAGCAAGAGAGACAACGAUUGAUUGCUGAAGCUCAAAACGACGAUGACGAGGCAAAGUCGGACGAUGAAAGCGCUUGGGAAGGGUUCGAAAGCGAGUACGAGAAGCCCGAGUGGUUGAACAAGAAACGGCCGGAGAGAAAGACAAAGGCUCAGAGAAACAAGAUCAAGAGACGGAAGGAGGCAGAAAGAAAGGCCAAGUGGGACGCCCAGAUGGACAAGAAGGAGCAGCAAGUGGAACAAGCGAAAGCCAUCGCCGAACGUAUCAAACAGAAAGAAGAGGAGCCUGCUCAAGACUCUGAUGCCGACGAUUCGGAGGAAGGGGAUGACACUGACCUGCGUCGACGUCCCUUUGGAGGCAAAUUAGCGGCUCCUUCCAAGCCUCUGGAGCUGGUGCUACCGGAAGAACUGCAAGAUUCUCUUCGUUUACUCAAACCAGAGGGUAAUCUGCUUGAUGACCGAUUCAGAACCUUGAUUGUUCAAGGCAAACUCGAAUCUCGUAAGCCUAUAACGCAGGCGAAGAAGGCAAAGAGGAAGGCUACAGAGAAGUGGACCCACAAGGACUUUCAGAUCCCUGGCAUCAAUUGGAAGAAGCUCCAGCAGACGCUUAAGAAGACAAAACCCUCCGAGUCCACAGCCACCAAACGCAAGGUUUCCGAGCGCGAAGCCGACAAUGGAGUGAAGAGAAGAAAGACAGACCGUUCAGAGGGAAAUCAGUCGGGGCGCCGCAUAUUAUCCACAAGAAAAGGAAAAAUGUCUGAGAAAACAGGAGAUGGAACCGAGACGGGUACUGCAUCGAGAACGACGUCGCGCAGGAAUUCUACAGUCUCUGUCCACCAGAAGGACACAUUAAUCGGAAAAGUCAAUGAAGGGCGCUCUAAAAAUGUUGAACUAGGCAGAUACGUUGCGAUGGACUGCGAAAUGGUGGGCGUAGGCCCCAACCCCGAUAACGACUCAGCUCUUGCGCGCGUCAGUAUUGUCAACUACAAUGGUGAACAGGUAUACGAUUCGUACGUACGACCGAAAGAGAUGGUCACGGAUUGGCGGACACACGUCAGCGGGAUCAGCCCCAAACACAUGGUGAACGCUCGGUCACUCGAACAGGUCCAGAAAGAUGUUGCUGAAAUCCUCGACGGUCGAGUCCUGGUGGGGCAUGCAUUGAGAAAUGACCUGGAUGCUCUUCUGUUCAGCCAUCCAAAACGCGACAUCAGAGAUACAAGCAAGCAUCCACCCUACCGAAAGGUUGCAGGAGGCGGUUCCCCACGAUUGAAAAUCCUAGCCUCGGAGUUUCUGGGCUUGACCAUUCAGGAAGGGGCGCAUUCAAGCGUGGAAGAUGCUCGAGCCACCAUGCUUCUUUACAGACGGGAUAAAGAUGCGUUUGAGCGAGAGCAUGCGAAGAAAUGGCCUGUGAGAGUGAUUGUCGACACAAAGGAAAACGGAGAUGAACAAAAGAAAAAGAAGAAGAAGAAGAAGAAGACUCGGAAGAGGUGAUCUCUCCGAUUUUAUAUCUGUCAUUACUUAUACCCCGAAGCUGCAAUGAAGAUUUGCUCCGAGAAUGCAAAAGAAAAUUGUACAUAAGAGUAUAAUCAUGGACCAGAAGGACAUCUCGGUACUGUUUACCAUGUAAAAUAUUUUGUUCUACUAUUAUUUUAUAGCAUAGAGAAUCC
Messenger RNA from Penicilliopsis zonata CBS 506.65, 2428 nucleotides. RefSeq lists its product as hypothetical. The coding region runs from base 57 to 2252 and encodes 731 amino acids. The transcript is spliced from 5 exons. Gene Ontology annotation, cellular component: nucleolus. Gene Ontology annotation, molecular function: 3'-5' exonuclease activity; 5S rRNA binding. Gene Ontology annotation, biological process: ribosomal large subunit assembly; rRNA processing. The record is from RefSeq and is a predicted model, not a curated record. Lineage: Eukaryota; Fungi; Ascomycota; Eurotiomycetes; Eurotiales; Aspergillaceae.